CAAGAUUAGUCGUGCUUUAUACAACAUGAAUUAUCUAGAAUUAUAUAUCUUGGCUGCCUUUUUUGUCACCACUUAUGGCAACUUUUUGGACGUUUCUGUUUGGGAAGAUAAUCCGGAAGAAUGCGGUCGGACGAGGUUCGAGAACACCACCUUGGAUGUUGCCGAUUACAGCAAAGCCCGAGUUGGUCAGUUUCCCUGGGUGGCUAUGAUAGGAUCUAUCCAUCCUGAUAACCAAAUAUUGUUCUUCUGCGGAGGAUCUCUUAUCAGCAAAAGUUACGUGAUCUCUGAGGCGCAAUGCGGAAGAUUGGGCCAGCUAGUGAGGUUAGGGUCGAUCAAAGCAGAAGACACGGAAGAGGAGAAAGAUUGCGACGAGUGCGGCGAGUGCGCUUUGCCCCCUCAAGACAUUAAAGUCAGGAAGCAGAUAUUCGGAAACGACUGUUCCUUGAAUAGUGUUCAGAGAAUCAUAAUUCUGGAGUUGGAGAAACCAGCAGAAUACAACGACUUUGUACGACCGAUCUGUAUUCCGACGGACGCGUUUUGCCACACCUCGAGAAUAAGGCAGCGUGCAUUGACGCCAGGAUUCGGGCAUAUAUUUUCAACUUUAGUAGGAGUAACCGAAAGGAAAGAAAAAUUUGACGACAUGAGGUACGUCAAUUCCGCCAUAGUCACCCAGGAAGAGUGUAAUGCAAUAUAUCCGGACCUCCUGAAGGAUGGCGAGUUCUGCGUGGACUAUCCGAAAGGAGUUAACCAUAGUUGCGUGGGAGACACCGGAGGACCAUUGGUGGAAUACCUAAAAGUGAAGGGGGUGGCACGGGCAUUUUUGAUAGGCGUUGCGAAAAUAAAUCCCUUGAUCUGUGAGGCCGAAGAUACGGCUCCUAUUGUGUACUCUUCCGUUUGUAACUACUCGGAGUGGAUUUCAAACCAAAUUGUAUCUUCGAUAGAAGCAGAGCGGAAGCAGGGAAGACGCUUAUUCGCUGUCUGACGUGUUUUUUUUUUUU
Messenger RNA from Anoplophora glabripennis (Asian longhorned beetle), 998 nucleotides. Its product is annotated as trypsin-3-like. Gene Ontology annotation, biological process: proteolysis. NCBI's taxonomy places the organism in Eukaryota, Metazoa, Arthropoda, Insecta, Coleoptera, Cerambycidae. Bases 26 to 982 code for a protein of 318 amino acids. The transcript is spliced from 5 exons. The record is from RefSeq and is a predicted model, not a curated record. Gene Ontology annotation, molecular function: serine-type endopeptidase activity.